Messenger RNA from Schistosoma guineensis, 450 nucleotides. The record is from the annotation of a GenBank genome assembly. Lineage: Eukaryota; Metazoa; Platyhelminthes; Trematoda; Strigeidida; Schistosomatidae.
CUUCGUUUGUGAUAUAUAGUUUCUAUUUGUUUGAUUGUGACAGAACAAUGUCCAGUCCAACUAAAAAAAUUGAACAAAUGCAACAACAUGCAAUUGAAUUAUCAUUAGAAGCUAUGAAUUUAUUCUCAUCUCAUGAUGAUAUAGCUGAUUAUAUUGCGAAAACAUUCAAAGAGACAUAUUCAGGUUGUUGGGAAUGUAAAGUUGGAACAACAUUUGGAAGCUUUGAUACAUGGGAUUUAGAAUACUGUUUUCGAUAUUUCGUGGACCAAUUGGCAUUCUUGCUGUACAAGUCAAAUUAAUCUCAUCUAAAUCUAACUUGUGUAAAUAAUUCGGAUCAUAUUGUACCCAUAAAAGUAUUUACAUCCAACCAAAUAUAUUGACAAGCAUUUUAUGCUUCCUCAUAUUAUGUAUCACCAUUGUAAAUAUUAAUGUAAAGUAGAAUAAAAUUUU